Molecule: messenger RNA, 819 nt
Organism: Vitis riparia (riverbank grape)
Lineage: Eukaryota; Viridiplantae; Streptophyta; Magnoliopsida; Vitales; Vitaceae
Exons: 5
Coding region: 111-497 (128 amino acids)
Biological process (GO): regulation of transcription by RNA polymerase II
Cellular component (GO): nucleus; NuA4 histone acetyltransferase complex
Source: RefSeq, a predicted model, not a curated record
AACAACACAAUCACACUUAUUUUCUCUGAUCAUUUUUGGAUCAAACGCUGAAACCCUAAUAUUCAAAAUCGAGAAAACGUUCUCACUUGCAGAUUCUCGAAGCAGUCCUCAUGGACGGUACUGCCAAAGAAGAAGAACAAGACGGAAUGUCCGUACACUCUCCGUGCAAAGCUCCCCCUUCUUCCACUUCUUCUCUUUCCAAGGCAUCUCUAAAUGAGCAAUCUCAAGUUGAUUUGGAACUCCGAAUUCUUGAAGCUCUUGAAAUUUAUCCUCUUGUCAAGCUACAAGGCAUUCAUCGUCACUUUAUCCUCUAUAGUCUAAUGGAAUUUAUGCGAAGAAGCUUUGAACGGAACUUCACUUCUGAGGAGGUUUUGCAGUUGCUGGAUCGUUUCUACAACUUAGAAAUGCUGAAACCAGAUGAUGAGGACUCGGAGUUCUUAAGUCAAGAGGAAGAAUUUUGCUUGCCCCAAAGUUAUUUUGCCAAAGAAGAAUCGUAACUCACAAAAUUUAGGUAUUGCUUAUGGCAGUCAUUGGCACUAUUAUUGAGAUUUGAGAUUGUUUUACUAAUGAUUGUCACUCAACUUGAUGUUGGAAGGACCAAGAAGUGGGCAGUAGUUCCAUGUCGAUACCGUGUGAAAUGUAACCAUCACAGAGGCAAUCUUGCUACCAAAGAGAGCCAAAUGUGAGGGAGUGAAUUCUUUUACUGAUUUCAUAAUGAAGUUACUUUUGAAGAUUUAUAUCUGUUUAUAAGGCUUUGUAAAUGAUUAUUUAUCUAAGAUAUGGUUUUUUUUGAAAUACGAUGCUAAGAUUAGAUUGUUC